Molecule: messenger RNA, 4810 nt
Organism: Cephus cinctus (wheat stem sawfly)
Lineage: Eukaryota; Metazoa; Arthropoda; Insecta; Hymenoptera; Cephidae
Gene: Sra-1
Product: cytoplasmic FMR1-interacting protein
Exons: 18
Coding region: 166-3966 (1266 amino acids)
Biological process (GO): axon guidance; regulation of actin filament polymerization; cell projection assembly
Cellular component (GO): synapse; SCAR complex; neuron projection
Molecular function (GO): small GTPase binding; RNA 7-methylguanosine cap binding
Source: RefSeq, a predicted model, not a curated record
UCCGGUUUGAAGUCUGCUUGAUAAUUAAAGGCAGGAAGAGCCCCUGCGUGGGGUCGACGCCAUUUUAGACAUCUUGACGUUUGUACAGGGCGGAGUUGUGGAGUACAUUUUUCUCGGAUAUAUUAUCUUACGGAGCCCUUUAGAGGGUUCUGAAAACAAGAGAGCAUGGCUACUGAUAAAGUAACACUAGGGGAUGCUUUAUCCAAUGUCGAUGUUUUGGAUGAAUUUACUCUUCCUGAUGAGCAACCAUGCAUCGAAGCUCAGCCCUGCUCUGUUGUCUAUCAAGCCAAUUUUGAUACAAAUUUCGAAGAUAGAAAUGGUUUCGUUACGGGUAUUGCCAAAUAUAUUGAAGAGGCUACAGUUCAUGCAAGUCUGAAUGAACUUUUGGAGGAAGGCUUGGAACAUGCUGUUAUGCUGUAUACAUGGAGAUGUUGUUCCAGAGCUAUUCCACAGCCAAAAUCUAAUGAACAACCAAACCGUGUUGAAAUUUAUGAAAAGACUGUAGAGGUUUUAGCUCCAGAAGUCAACAAACUGUUGAACUUCAUGUAUUUCCAAAGAAAAGCAAUAGAAAGAUUCUCAGCGGAAGUAAAACGUUUGUGCCACCAUGAGAAGAGAAAAGACUUUGUUUCAGAAGCAUAUCUGCUCACAUUAGGAAAGUUUAUUAAUAUGUUUGCUGUUCUUGAUGAAUUGAAAAACAUGAAAUCCAGUGUGAAAAAUGAUUAUUCCACCUACAGAAGGGCGGCGCAGUUUUUGAAAGUCAUGUCGGAUUCACAAACCCUACAAGAGUCGCAAAAUCUUUCAAUGUUCUUGGCAACGCAAAAUAAAAUUCGCGACACGGUCAAGGAGAAUCUUGAAAAAAUACCGGGCUACGAGGAACUCCUGGCCGACGUGGUGAACAUUUGCGUUCACAUGUUUGAAACCAAAAUGUAUCUCACGCCCAAUGAGAAGCAUAUGUUAGUAAAGGUUAUGGGUUUUGGACUGUUUCUUAUGGACAGUGAAUUAUGCAAUAUCAAUAAGCUUGAUCAAAAGAAAAAAUUGAAAUUAGACAGAAUUGAUAGAAUCUUUAAGAAUCUAGAAGUGGUACCUCUCUUUGGAGACAUGCAAAUUGCUCCAUUCAAUUAUAUUAAACGCUCUAAGCAUUUUGAUGUGUCCCGAUGGCCGUUAUCGUCUUCCUCUAAUAGUAUGAGCCCGCAGGCGGACUUGAUGGUACAUCUGCCUCAAAUUCGUGACGAUCACGUCAAAUAUAUAAGUGAACUAGCGAGAUAUAGUAACGAGGUAACUACAACGUAUAAAGAAUGUGGAAGUGAUUCUGAGAACAGAGAAACAUCAGAAUUAGCACUGAGGGGAUUGCAAUUACUUUCUCAAUGGACCAGUGUCGUUACUGAGCUGUACAGUUGGAAAUUGUUACAUCCAACUGAUCACCAUAUGAACAAAGAGUGUCCUCAGGAAGCCGAAGAAUACGAGAGGGCGACACGGUAUAAUUAUACGGAUGAAGAAAAAUUUGCUUUGAUCGAAGUCAUAGCUAUGAUAAAGGGUCUGCAAGUUCUCAUGGCAAGAAUGGAAACAGUAUUCAUCGAUGCUAUUCGUAGAAACAUUUAUGCGGAACUGCAGGAUUUCGUACAACUUGCAUUGAGGGACCCGUUAAGAAAAGCGAUAAAAAACAAGAAGGAUCUUAUUAGGAGCAUCAUAGUUUCUGUGAGGGAGACUUGCGCAGAUUGGCAUUUUGGGGUGGAACCAUUGGGAGAUCCUGCAUUAAAGGGAAAGAAGGAUCCUGACAAUGGAUUUGGUAUAAAAGUGCCAAGACGAAACGUUGGACCAUCUUCCACUCAACUUUAUAUGGUGAGAACAAUGUUGGAAUCUUUGAUAGCUGACAAGAGUGGUGGGAAGCGUACAUUAAGAAAGGAUAUCGAUGGGCAAUAUCUUGUACAAAUUGAUCAGUUUCACAAAACAAGUUUCUACUGGAGUUAUCUAUUAAACUUCAGUGAGUCUUUACAGAAUUGCUGUGACUUAUCACAGCUUUGGUAUCGUGAGUUUUACUUAGAGAUGACUAUGGGCCGUAAAAUUCAGUUUCCGAUUGAGAUGUCGAUGCCCUGGAUUCUGACAGAUCACAUUCUCAGAAGUAAAGAACCUUCUAUGAUGGAGUACGUUCUCUAUCCAUUGGAUCUAUAUAAUGACAGUGCUCUGUACGCGCUCACCAUAUUCCGCAAGCAAUUUCUUUACGAUGAAGUUGAGGCAGAAGUGAAUCUAUGCUUUGAUCAAUUUGUUUAUAAGUUAAGCGAGCAGAUAUUCGCACAUUACAAACAGCUGGCAGCGAGUAUUUUACUUGACAAGAGAUUUCGCGUGGAAUGCGUUGCUCUUGGUGCAUAUCUACUUCCAUAUCCGCGAGCAAACAGAUACGAGACAUUGCUCAAACAAAGACACGUACAACUUUUGGGAAGAAGUAUUGAUUUAAAUAAAUUGAUCACACAACGCAUUAAUGCUGAUAUGCAAAAAUCUCUGGACUUGGCGAUCAGCAAAUUUGAAUUUGGAGAUAUUACCGGUAUUGUGGAACUGGAUGGUCUCUUACAAGUAAAUCGUUUGACGCAUAAACUUUUGUGCAAGUGGCUGGCAUUAGAUGAAUACGAUGCAAUGUUCAGAGAAGCGAAUCACAAUGUCUUGGCACCUUAUGGUAGAAUCACUUUACAUGUCUUUUGGGAACUCAAUUAUGAUUUUCUACCAAAUUAUUGUUACAACGCCGCCACGAAUAGAUUUGUUAAAUGUCGUGGAUUGCAAUUCGUACAACCGGUUCAGAGAGAUAAGCCGCCACAAAUGUCGCAUCAUUAUCUUUGGGGUAGUAAACACUUGAAUUUGGCGUACAGCACGCAAUACGGUCAAUAUUCCGGAUUUGUUGGUCCAUAUCAUUUCCGUACUAUAUGCAAACUUCUGGGAUAUCAGGGUAUUGCUGUUGUGAUGGAGGAGCUAUUGAAAAUUGUCAAACCGCUUAUUCAAGGUAGCUUGCUACAAUUUACAAAAACACUGAUGGAGGCAAUGCCCAAGGUUUGCAAGCUGCCGAGAUACGAUUACGGUUCUCCUGGAGUACUGGGAUACUAUCACGCUCAACUAAACGACAUAGUUCAAUAUCCUGACGCGAAAACCGAGCUAUUUCACAAUUUUCGUGAAUUUGGAAAUACUAUACUGUUCUGCCUCUUGAUGGAGCAGGCUUUAUCUCAGGAAGAAGUCUGUGACUUGCUGCAUGCAGCACCGUUCCAAAAUAUCUUACCAAGGCCUUAUUGCAAAGAUGGAGAGAAACCAGAGACUAAACAAAAACGACUGGAAGCAAAGUACGCUGCACUUCAGAUUGUUCCUAACGUCGAUAAAUUAGGAACUGCCAAACAAGCGAUGAUCGCGCGCGAGGGAGACUUGUUAACCCGCGAGCGACUUUGUUGCGGCCUGUCAAUCUUCGAAGUGGUACUGAGUCGGUUGCGAAGCUUUUUAGACGAUCCUAUAUGGGUAGGACCACCACCAGCAAAUGGUGUAAUGAACGUGGACGAGUGUACAGAAUUUCAUAGACUGUGGAGCGCGCUUCAAUUUGUCUAUUGUAUACCCGUUGGAGAGACCGAAUUCACUGUCGAAGAAUUGUUUGGCGAGGGUCUACAUUGGGCAGGGUGCGCAAUGAUAGUUCUCUUGGGACAGCAAAAACGAUUUGAAGCUUUAGAUUUCUGCUAUCAUAUUCUCAGAGUACAACGCGUCGACGGGAAGGAUGAGAAUGUCAAAGGAAUUCACUUGAAGAGGAUGGUGGAUCGUAUCAGACGUUUUCAAGUAUUGAAUUCCCAAAUCUUCGCCGUGCUCAACAAGUACUUGAAGAGUGGUGACAGCGAUACAACCAGUGUCGAACACGUCCGUUGUUUCCCUCCGCCAUCACUUGCACAUGCACAACAACAACAUUAUCACGCGCCCGAAUAUUUACGUCAGGUUAAUCACCCAUAAGAUACGGAGAAUGCGCAACCGACGGCGGCCGGUUCGCUACUGUCUAUUACUAUUACUUAGCAGAAGUGGCGAAGUAAGGGAGGGGCUUACACGCUGCGCUAAACCUAUAAACACUGGGCCAAGGGAUGUAGGGAAACAAAAUGAAAACGUCCUGACGUCUUUGUACCUUGAAAAAGGCAACGAUAAGUUGUAUUUCAAAUGUCUCUUUUUUUUAAAGAAUGUAUAUUCUCCGAGGCGAACUAUUUAUUUGUUCACCGUUAUAUAAUUUUUUUUCCUUUAAUAUUGAAUCCGAUUGUUCGGUAGUAUUUAAUCAUUAUUUGAAAUUAAGCCUUAAGUAUUUAUCGAGAGUAAAAUAGUAUCAGUGAAUUAGAUUGUAUGUAUUAUUUUUAUUACUUUCAUUUGGACGAGUCAUGCAUUCGUGCAUGUCGAUUCGUUUAAUGUAAAUAUAAGUAGCUGAACAAUUUUACCUUUGCCAAAUGAAUUUUUUUUACUGUUCCGGAGCGAAGGUUCGCACGUUUGUGGCUUAUGUCGUGAAAAAAUUAUGUGGUGCUUUCUGAUGAUUCAUGUAUUGCGGGAUACUUAUUGUUGAACCUGUUAGUAUCAUUAGAUAUAUAUGUAUAUCACGAACAAUUUUACCUUUACUACUACGUACAAAUGAAAAUUCCGAUUUCUAUGCUGCAGAAUAAGUAUAAGAAAAUGAAAAUUGGACGUCGAAUAUUUGUAUUUCUUUUAUUUGUGAUCCACAUGCCGUUAUUAUCCGAGUAAGAGCUGGCACAUAGGAAUGAUCAGUAACGAAUGAUAACGAGAAUAAAAUAAGAUAAUAAAAUAAAAAAUGAUAACGAAA